Molecule: messenger RNA, 600 nt
Organism: Drosophila busckii
Lineage: Eukaryota; Metazoa; Arthropoda; Insecta; Diptera; Drosophilidae
Product: inducible metalloproteinase inhibitor protein
Exons: 2
Coding region: 184-477 (97 amino acids)
Source: RefSeq, a predicted model, not a curated record
CAGUGCUGCUUUGCUUUUUUCAAAAUUCAAAUAUUAUUGCUCACACACACGCGCAUUCAUGUUAUGCGUCUGGUAGUUCCCCUUUGAGCCAACAAUACGCAUACGCCAUGGGAGGCAGCUUUAUAAUAAAAACACGUUCAGUUUUGUUUAUCAGUUUAGUUUAGUUCCAACAGCUACAACGUUAUGGCGUCGUCUACAACUUUGAGCAUUAUUUUUAUGCUAAUUAGCUGCAGCCUGCUGCUGGUUGCUGCUGUGCCGCCUUUGAAUCCUCGCACUUGUCCUAAGCAUGAAGUGUAUUUAACUUGCGGCGGCAGUUGCCAGACCGAGUGCGCUACAUUGGGAGAUCCUUGCCUUAUACGUCACAUACGUUGCCCUGAUGGUUGCUACUGCAAGGAGAACUUUGCUCGCAAUGCUGCUGGAGCGUGUAUUCCCAUAUCGCAGUGCAAGAGACGUGGCGGCAGCAGUUAUUCCAAUUAAGAUUGCGCAUCCAUUGUCAAUUAAAGCAGAUUGAAUGCUGAUAAAAACAGCUGCUUAGUUUGCUUUUGUUUUUAUUUCAGCUGCCGAGUCAAUCAGAAAUGAAAACAAAGCUCAAUUAUAUUG